AGACUUUGAACGGCCUGUGUGAAACUCGCCUGACUUUUGUUUGGUCUCGACACAAGCGACAAACUACGGAGCUUUUUACCACAAAUAAACACCUUUUAUGAAGAUUUUACCGCCUCUUCACCUUUAUUAUUUACUCAAACGGACAGGAGACGUAAAUUACGAAAGUGUCGCCGCUGCAAAAACGAGUGUUAUUCAGAGGGAUAAAGGAGUGAGCCAUGCCUUUUCCGAGGGGAAAGAAGCCCACAGUGGCCGCCGGCAGCAAGAUACCCAAGUUAAACAGCAAAGUGGCUGAGAAGCAGCAGGAAGAUGGCCCCCAGGUCAAGCGGUCGUCCUCCCCUCCUCACGGCGCUCCCAAGAAGAGGACGGCCUUUGUGGACAUCACCAAUGCCCACAAGGUGCAGAUCAGCCUGCCGGGGAGGAAGAAGGAGCCGGCGAAGAAGACGCUGAAGAAGACCACCAGCUGCUCGGCGCUAGUGUCGGCCAAGAACCAGGCCAACCUCCAGAAGUCGUCCUCGGUGAGCUCCGAGGGGACGGCGGCGGAGAAGGAGAGCCCCGAGGUGGAGAGCAAAGCCGGAGGUGAGAAGGAGGAGAAGAAGAAGGAGAAGGAGGAGCAGAAGGAGGCGGCGGCCCCAGUAGAGGAGCUGGAGGCCGCCGCUCCCCCUGCUGUCCGGGAGGUGCCACCACACCUGCAGAGGCAACAGAUCCCAGUGGAGUUUGACAUCGACUCGGAGCACUGGGACGACUGCUGCAUGACUCCAGAGUACGCCAAGGACAUCUUUGACUACCUCAAACAGAGAGAGGAGAAGUUUGUCCUCGGCGACUACAUGAGCCAGCAGCCCAGCCUCAACCCGGGCAUGAGAGGCAUCCUGGUCGACUGGCUGGUGGAAGUGCAGGAGAACUUUGAGCUGAACCACGAGACGCUGUACCUGGCCGUGAAGAUGACGGACCACUACCUGUCGCUGACGCCCGUCCACAGGGAGGCGCUGCAGCUCAUCGGCUCCACGUGCAUGCUCAUCGCCUCCAAGUUUGAGGAGCGCUGCCCGCCCUGCGUGGACGACUUCCUGUACAUCUGCGACGACGCGUACAAGAGGGAGGAGCUUAUCGCCAUGGAGGCCGGCAUCCUGCAGACGCUGGGCUUCGACAUCAACAUCCCCAUCUCCUACCGCUUCCUCAGGCGCUACGCCAAGUGUGUGAACGCAGGCAUGGACACGCUGACCCUGGCGCGCUACAUCAGCGAGCUGAGCCUCCAGGAGAUGGAUCUGGUGGCGGAGCGCGGCUCGCUGCUCGCCUCGGCCUGCCUGCUGAUCGCCCUCGUCACCAAGGACCUGGGAGGAUGGGCCCCCGUCCUGCAGUUCCACUCGGGCUACCAGACGUCCGAUUUGGCCCCGGUGGUCAGGAAGCUGCACUCGAUGCUGACGGCGCCUCCGGACAGCAAGCUCAGGGCCGUCAGGAGCAAAUACUCCCACAAGGUGUUUUUCGAGGUGGCGACGCUCCCGGUCGUGGACAUCGACGCGCUGGAGAAAGCGUUAAAUCAGUGAGAACGUGACAACGCAAACUCCCGGACGACAAAACCGAGCGAAGGAAAAAAAAAACCCAGUGUGAAUUUUACUACCGAGAAGUUCCCUGUACAUAAUUUGUGAAUAUGUUAAAUAUUUAUAUCGAUGUA
Molecule: messenger RNA, 1666 nt
Organism: Myripristis murdjan (pinecone soldierfish)
Lineage: Eukaryota; Metazoa; Chordata; Actinopteri; Holocentriformes; Holocentridae
Gene: ccnb3
Product: cyclin B3
Exons: 12
Coding region: 216-1538 (440 amino acids)
Biological process (GO): mitotic cell cycle phase transition
Molecular function (GO): cyclin-dependent protein serine/threonine kinase regulator activity
Source: RefSeq, a predicted model, not a curated record